UCACUGAAACCAGCUAGACAAGAUACUGAGGGUACAACGCACCGGAGAAGCAACAAGCAUGUACUUCACCACCAGCGCUAAAGAGGAAGAGAAACUCAUACAACAACGAACACGGGGCUUUCAUUAGUUAAAAUAUCACACACAGCGAUGAUAAAUGCAGUCUUCUGAAAAAGAAUGUCACAGCUUUUUAGAUAACUCUUUUCACUAACAAGUAAAACAAUUGCGUCAUUUUGUUUUUAUUUACUAGAAGCAUUACAAAAAAAAAAACAUUUACAGUUACAGAACAUAUCUAAGAACCUGUUAUUGAUGACGUCUUUCUUGGGAUAAGCGGACAACCUGCAUCUAAGAUUCGAAGCUUUUCAAUAAAUCGCAACAAUCGGACUCGCGCUGCUAAGUCAAACCAGCUUGACUUAUCUAAUGACUGGCUUUACCUCUGCAUAAAGACAUGAUCAACAUAACAUGUGCAAAUACUACCAGGAUACACGCCGAUGGAAACCCAGUGGUUAGCACCUUGAUGUUCAUUGCUGGCGUGUUGGGAAACUUAGUAGCGUUGGGGAUCCUGGGCGUCCAUAUAAGAGAGUAUCGCACCAAGUCUUCAGUGUUUUGUAUUUUAGUGACUGGUCUGGCCAUCACUGACCUGUUAGGAACGUGUUUUCUGAGCCCCGUUGUCUUCGUCUCCUAUGCCCGCAAUGCCUCCCUCCUGGGUCUGGUGGGCAGUCGCAGGUUGUGUGACUUCUUCGCGUUUGCAAUGACAUUUUUCGGAUUGGCUUCCAUGCUCAUUCUCUUUACUAUGGCCGUCGAAAGGUGCCUGUCCAUCAGCCACCCUUAUUUCUACUCGAAACACAUCGGGAGAAGCUUUGCUAAGGUGCUUCUGCCGGUCAUCUACAUUUUUUGUGGCAUGUUUUGUUCCCUGCCCUUUUACGCUUUCGGGGAGCACAAGCAGUACUGCCCCGGGACUUGGUGUUUUAUCGAGAUGGAAUCAGGCAGGCCGACGGUUGUGGCUUUCUCCUUGUCCUAUGCGACCCUCAUGGCGGUUCUGAUUCUGGUCAUAAUCAUCUGCAACGGCUCGGUUAUCGUGAGUCUCUGCAAGAUGUACAGGAACCAGAGGACUAGAAGGGGGUCGGUGACUUCAUCCCAGCGCAGAAGGAAAAGUUUCUUUGGUCAGGGAGAGGAAGAAAUUGACCACCUCAUCCUGCUGGCUUUAAUGACUACGAUAUUUGUCAUCUGCUCCCUGCCACUCACGGUAAGACAACGCUGUUGAAAUUCUUUAACUGGGGAAACCACGCUUUGGGCUUAACCUCCCCCUUUUUACCACAGUAAAUAGUAUGUAUGCAUUUGGCAGACGCCUUUAUCCAAUGCGACUCACAGGGCAAUACCAGGUUA
Molecule: messenger RNA, 1383 nt
Organism: Acipenser ruthenus (sterlet)
Lineage: Eukaryota; Metazoa; Chordata; Actinopteri; Acipenseriformes; Acipenseridae
Product: prostacyclin receptor-like
Exons: 1
Coding region: 446-1261 (271 amino acids)
Biological process (GO): adenylate cyclase-activating G protein-coupled receptor signaling pathway; negative regulation of smooth muscle cell proliferation; inflammatory response
Cellular component (GO): plasma membrane
Molecular function (GO): prostacyclin receptor activity
Source: RefSeq, a predicted model, not a curated record